CGCCUGACAUGCAUCGAUUGCUGCAGUUGAGCAUGACACCAACGUCAAAAGCAAUCCAUGUCGUCUACCUUCUUGUCAUGCUCCGCGUCGUGCAGAAGACGCAGCGACGAUCUCCCGUUCUCGAGGGCAUGGAAGGAUUCAUCUUGCAAAUGCUGACGGGCGAGUACGCCCACUUGCUUCUCGCAGGCAAUGCAGCCGCCGUGGUGACGUGGCUUCGAAGACUGUCCAAGCGCCAACCAUCUCAAGCAACAUGGCUCGAUGCGGGGCUAGUCUCCACCCACUUGCUACUCCUCGGGCGGUUGGCGCACCUUGCCAUGACCAACGCCAACAGCGCAGAUGCCUUUCGACGCGCGUUUAUCGAGCAUGGCUUGGUGUCUCCCGUGGACGCCGACCGACGCAUUGGAAAUCGGACGUGGAACGAGUGGUGGAGUGUAUGGAACCCGCUCCCAUUUGCAUUCCACUUUCCUGGACACAUCCAAACGGUCACGUAUGGCUGGGUCGGCGAGCGGUUGCCGCAUGCGCUGCAGAUGGACGUGUACCGUCAUCACAAUUGCGCGGCCAUGCCGCCUGUACUGCUGUUCAUCCAUGGCGGAGGGUGGAUGCUUGGCUCGAAGAGCAUGAUCCCAUCAUCCUUGCUCCAUGCUGUUGCGCAAAAGGGAUGGCUUUUCUGCGCCAUGGACUACCGCAAAGCGCCGUUUGUGAGCUUUCCAGACCACCUGAUCGACUGCAAGCGCGCUGUGGCAUACUUGCGGUCGUCGUCACGGACGCUCCGAGCAGACACAUCGAAAAUCGUAGUCUGCGGCGAGUCGGCCGGUGGUCAUUUGGCUUCGCUUUUAGCCAUCACAGCCGACGAUAAGUCGUUCCAGCCCGGGUUCGAAAACGCUGAUUGCUCCGUCAUGGCAUGUAUCGAUGCAUACGGCACGCACGAUCUCACGGACCGGUUUGGCCAUUACGGACGUAUCGAUAUCCCGUAAGCGCUCGAUUGACUCCACUUGUUGGGGGGUCCCGACGAGCCGCCAUCGCUGCAGCGCAUGCUGCCGUUUUCUACCUGUAUCGAUUGAAGUCUCACCAACGGUAUAGGAGGAAGUACCGCAAUUACGUCCAAGCCGUCCUGAUGAACAGCCGAUUGUGCACGAACCGCCCGGCGUUUGAGCUCGCAUCGCCAUACUACCACCUUCUUCACCAUAAACCGUCCGUGCUCGUUCCGCCAUUCCUGUGCGUCCACGGCACGUACGACUCGGUGAUCCCGUUUGAAGAUUCACGCGAGUUCUACCACGCGCUGCAGCGCCAUCGCGAGCAUACGGGUCGUACGAACGCGGUCCCAGAUAUAUUUGUCCCCGUGCCGCAAGCCGAGCACGCGUUCAACGCGAUCCGGUCUCUUCGAACGCUCGCCUACAACGAUGCUGUCUGCGUCUUCCUGGACGCCCUCGUCACUGCGCGACCGCGGCCCAAGACCACCGGACCGAGUGCAGACAGCGCGCCAACGUCCAGAUUGUAAUAGAAUUCGCUCGCGACGGAGCCUUGGUUCACGUCAUUUCAAGUCUAGACGAGAUAGACCAUUCUCGACAUUCCAAUGCGAUUGUCGACGCAUGAAUGAGGUGAAACCCG
Aphanomyces invadans is the source of this 1608-nucleotide messenger RNA. RefSeq lists its product as hypothetical. NCBI's taxonomy places the organism in Eukaryota, Oomycota, Saprolegniomycetes, Saprolegniales, Verrucalvaceae. The record is from RefSeq and is a predicted model, not a curated record. The coding region runs from base 9 to 974 and encodes 321 amino acids. The transcript is spliced from 5 exons.